AUGGCCUCCUUCAACGGCUUCAUUUUGGCCUUUUUUGUUGCCUUGUCAUUUUCAAGCAUGGAUGUUGGCUUAGCGGCUCGUUAUCUCCUGCAAUUGCCUCCAUUGCCUUCAGUGCCGAACUUGCCGAAGCCUGCACUGCCACCAGUUCCAGCCAUUCCAACUCUUCCACAGCCUAUAUUGCCAACCAUUCAACCUUCUCCGCCCAAGCCCACCCUGCCUCCGCUUCCUAGCAUGCCUACCACCCCCACUGUUCCACAGGUCACCUUGCCUCCAUUGCCAAGCAUUCCUUCCAUUCCCACAAUCCCAAAUACAAUUCCCUCCAACUCUUUCCUUUCUCCACCACCUGGAAACUAA
Messenger RNA from Hevea brasiliensis (rubber tree), 354 nucleotides. RefSeq names its product protein PELPK1-like. Bases 1 to 354 code for a protein of 117 amino acids. The record is from RefSeq and is a predicted model, not a curated record. NCBI's taxonomy places the organism in Eukaryota, Viridiplantae, Streptophyta, Magnoliopsida, Malpighiales, Euphorbiaceae. The transcript has a single exon.